Messenger RNA from Dissoconium aciculare CBS 342.82, 768 nucleotides. Its product is annotated as GINS complex, PSF2 component. NCBI's taxonomy places the organism in Eukaryota, Fungi, Ascomycota, Dothideomycetes, Mycosphaerellales, Dissoconiaceae. The record is from RefSeq and is a predicted model, not a curated record. Gene Ontology annotation, biological process: DNA replication; double-strand break repair via break-induced replication. Gene Ontology annotation, cellular component: nucleus; GINS complex. The transcript is spliced from 3 exons. Bases 1 to 768 code for a protein of 255 amino acids.
AUGGCGCUCCCUCUUGCACCUGGACUUACGCCGAACGAAGAGGGCUUUCUUGCAGAAAUGGAGUUGGUCACCGUGAUCCCGCGUCAGAAACUGGAGCGACUUGAAUUGCUGGGUGGCCCGACGCAACCACUCAAUCCGCCAUUCCCUGCUUCGCUACCACUGUGGCUUGCGCUCCUCCUCAAACGUCAGAAACGAUGCAACAUCAGCCCUCCCGCAUGGCUCAGUGUUGAUGCCUUGACUUCGAUCCUAGACAUGGAGAAGGAUGAACUGACCGCUGCCGUUUUCUCACCUUCGCCCAAUCUACCUCCGCCAAAGGGCAACGCUCUCCUGGAAGACCCUUACCUAUGGUCAGAGUCUCUCGAGACUUCUUCGCCUUAUUUAGCAGACUCAGCGACGACCCGGGCGCAGCCCGAUGCUCUGCCAUAUCAUUGGUUAGAGAUCAGUCAUCUUCUCUUGACACAUGCCGCAGAUGAUUUCGUGGCGCCAGAUGAAGUGCGCACGCUGGUGCGGGACCUUCGCGAAAUCCGCAUGAGUAAAUUGCGGAAAGGUUUCAAAGUCUUAGGUCCCGAGGCGGGAGUGAAGAUGAACGGCGUGGGAGGCAUGGAGAUCGCCGAAGUGCGUGGGUUUGUCGGCGGUGUAAUUGACGGGCUGAGGAAGAUCAACCGUCCUCGGGAGGAGGCACGACGAGAACGCGAGGCGGAAGCACGAUCAGGAGGUCUUCGCAGCAGCGGAUACACAGACGACGAUGACGACGAAAUGCAGCUUUGA